AGAUUCCUCCGCGCGCAGCCCUAAUACAACCCCGAGGGAGGUGCCGUGCACGCCGGUCCCGACCUCCCCGGCGCACAACCCAGACCCCGCCCCGCGUCGCCGCGUACGCCGGUCCCGGCUUCCCCCGCGCGCGGUCCUGGCCCCGCCCCGCGGCGCCGCGCACCCCUAUCCCGGCUUCCCCCGCGCGGCGAGUCAGGGCGGAGCGAGCGGGCUCAUCCUGGAGUGGGAAAGCCAAGCCUCUCCCACCCGCCCAGCGCGGUAUCCCGGGGACGCCAUGGAGCCCCGGGUGGUUGCGGAUGCUGUGGAGACGGGAGAGGAGGAUGUGAUUAUGGAGGCUCUGCGCACGUACAACCGGGAGAACUCCCAGAGUUUCACGUUUGAUGAUGCCCAACAGGAGGACAGGAAGAGACUGGCAGAGCUGCUGGUCGCGGUUCUGGAGCGGGGCUUGCCACCGUCCCGCCGCGUCACCUGGCUGCAGAGCAUCCGCAUCCUGACCAGAGACCGCAGCUGCCUGGAGCCUUUCACCAGCCGCCAGAGCCUGCAGGCACUUGCCUCCUAUGCUGGCAUCGCCUUGGAGGGGUCCGUCCCUGAGCCUCUGGACAUGGACGUUGUACUCGAGUCCCUUAAGUGCCUGUGCAACCUCGUGCUCAGCAGCCCGGUGGCACAGGUGCUGGCCGCAGAAGCCCGCCUAGUGGUGAGGCUCGCAGAGCGUGUGGGGCUGUAUCACAAGAGCAGCUUCCCACACGAAGUCCAGUUUUUUGACUUGCGCCUCCUCUUCCUGCUCACGGCACUUCGCACUGAUGCGCGCCAGCAGCUGUUUCAGGAGUUGCAGGGGGUGCGCCUGCUGACUGCUGCCUUGGAGCUGACACUGGGAAUGACCCCUGAUGGGGGCCCUCCUGAGCUCCUUCCUCCCCAGGAGACUGAGCGGGCCAUGGAGAUCCUCAAAGUGCUCUUCAACAUCACCUUUGACUCCAUUAAGAGGGAAGUGGAUGAGGAAGAUGCUGCCCUUUAUCGGCACCUGGGGACUAUUCUGCGGCACUGUAUGAUGGUCGCUGCUGCUGGAGACCGCACAGAAGAGUUUCACGGCCACACAGUGAAUCUCUUGGGAAAUUUGCCCCUCAAGUGUCUGGACGUCCUUCUUACCCUGGAGCCACAUGAAGGUUCCCUGGAGUUCCUGGGAGCAAACAUGGAUGUGAUUCAUGUCCUCCUCAGCUUCCUAGAAAAGCGUCUGCACCAGACGCACAGGCUGAAAGAGAGCGUGGCCCCCGUGCUGAGCGUACUGACGGAGUGUGCCCGCAUGCACCGCCCUGCAAGGAAGUUCCUGAAGGCCCAGGUGCUGCCCCCACUGCGGGACGUGAGGACGCGGCCCGAGGUCGGGGAGCUGUUGCGGAACAAGCUUGUUCGCCUCAUGACGCACCUGGAUACUGACGUGAAGAGAGUGGCAGCUGAGUUCCUGUUUGUCCUGUGCUCGGAGAGUGUGCCCCGAUUCAUCAAGUACACGGGCUACGGGAACGCUGCUGGCCUCCUGGCUGCCAGGGGCCUCAUGGCUGGGGGCCGGCCUGAGGGCCAGUAUUCGGAGGACGAGGACACGGACACAGAGGAGUACAAAGAAGCCAAGGCCAGCAUAAACCCAGUGACCGGGAGGGUGGAGGAAGAACCGCCCAACCCCAUGGAGGGCAUGACAGAGGAGCAGAAGGAACAUGAGGCCAUGAAGCUGGUGAACAUGUUUGACAAGCUCUCCAGGCACAGAGUCAUCCAGCCUAUGGGGAUGAGUCCCCGGGGUCAGCUCACAUCCCUGCAGGAUGCCAUUUGUGAGACCAUGGAAGGGCAGCUCUCCUCGGAACCCGACUCAGACCCCGACUGAGGACACCCACUCUUCUGUUCCCCCUUCAGAACUGGUGCUGCUUCCAGAGAUGGCCUUGGGACUGUGACCCAGGGAAGCCAUGCUUGGAGACCCUUUUCUCUUUACUUCCAAAGUUCUGUUAAUGGUUUGUCUCUGGUCCAAUUUCUUAUCUUUAGGACUAUGAGGGCCUUGUCCUGCUGCAACUCUGGGAACUCCACCAUGAUCUCCACAGAUGAGGUGGUCUCGUGUGCCAAGAGGAUGUGUGCAGAGGCUGCUGCCUGGGGGCAGGAGCUGAGCAUGGGCACAUGCACAGGCAAGCAUGUCCAGGGCUGGCAUACCGGCCCAGAGCUUGUCAGGCAGGCGCUGCAGCUGACAGGAAAAGAACUUGCUAGGACCCUGUAUCCUAAUGUCAGAAACAUACUUUCAAGGUAUGCUCUAUUUCUGUCCCCACUGAGCUCAGGACUGGGAGCCUCCUGUGCGUUCUUGGUCCUCGCUCAGCACUCUGCUAUAAGUGUCCACAGCAGCCAAGCUCUCACUGGUUGUGACAGUGGAAUCCUGGGCUUCCCACUGGCGUAGACAAAUACACGAAGGGAAACGCACCUCGUAAAACCACAAGUCUGGAUUUCUGUCGUGUACCACAAAGCAUCACUGAAAUAUCUUGGAAUAAAGAGUUUCGAGCAAGAA
Messenger RNA from Neofelis nebulosa (Clouded leopard), 2527 nucleotides. RefSeq names its product RIC8 guanine nucleotide exchange factor A (gene RIC8A). Gene Ontology annotation, biological process: G protein-coupled receptor signaling pathway. The coding region runs from base 275 to 1864 and encodes 529 amino acids. The record is from RefSeq and is a predicted model, not a curated record. Gene Ontology annotation, molecular function: guanyl-nucleotide exchange factor activity; G-protein alpha-subunit binding. Lineage: Eukaryota; Metazoa; Chordata; Mammalia; Carnivora; Felidae. The transcript has 10 exons. Gene Ontology annotation, cellular component: cytoplasm; plasma membrane.